GGCCGGAGGCGUGCAGAGGAGGUGUUCCUUUCCACGCUCUUCACUUAAAGCAUUAGAGGCCGAGCCCCACAAAACGGCACUCACUGGCACCUCACAUGGCCCGCGUAGCCUACACCUGGCAGCCUGUUGUAAGCAGUGGCGUGGGUGCAUUCCCCGUGGGGGCAGCCAGCCCUGGGGGGCCUGGUGGUGGGCGAGAAGAACCACACUGAAGGGCGGCUCCACACCUCUCUUGGGAACAUCCUUUCCUGAGAAGAUGGAAUUACGAGAGCGCCCCAAGGAGGCCGGAGACGCAAAAGGACCAAGUUCAGCAAAAACCAGUACCAGGUGCUCAUUGAGGCCUUCGAGAGGGACUCGUACCCUGAUAUCACUGCCAGAGAGGAACUGGCCAGACGAACCCAGAUUCCUGAGCCCAGAAUCCAGGUCUGGUUUCAGAACCGGAGAGCCCGAAUCCCGAAGAGCACCCCGAGGAGGCCAGGAGUGGAGGCAGGCGCCCCGGUUCUGAUGCCCAGUCAGAGCGGCAGCUGCACCCCAGACUGCUCGCGCCUGCAGAGCUUCGCAGGGGCCCCGAGCCAUGCUGGCCCCUCCCCCGGGGACCCAGAGGAUGCUCCUGCUCAAGCCCUUUCCUCAGGACUUGCCGACGUCCUGAACACCGGUGUGGCCUUGCCUGGCCUGGAGGCUGCAGGCAGUGCACUGGGCCAGUCUUCUGGAGAUUUCUGUUACUCUCCUUUGACCUUUGGCCUUGGAGCUCUGGGUCCACUUCCCGCUUCCCUCAGGCCCCUCUUCCAGGUGGAAGCCGGCUGCAGCGGAGCUCAACAGGGGGACCUAGGGCAGCUCCUGUCCUACAAGGACUGGGACAGGGACGGUGCCCUGCAGGGGUGGGAGCAGCCUCCUUCCUCUGACCAGCAGCCCUGGUGGGGUUGGCAGCCUUCGCCCGCCCUGCAGCCACAGAUGGCACCCCAGCAGCUGCCAUCCCAGCCCCUGGGGGCCUGGGAGCAGCCACCGCAGUCCCCUUCCCCCUGGGAGCACUGGCCUCAGCCCUCGCUAGGGGAGGAGCUUGUGGGGGUUGGGAGCAAUUUCCCCACCUCCCUCAGAGACGGGAUGCUGGGGGGAAGCCCUGGGGCCCCUGAACACCCCAGCCCUGGGGCCCCUGAACACCCCAGCCCUGACCCCCACGGCUGUGGGGCAGCCCACAAAGCUUCUCCCAGGGCAAAACGUUGAAAUGACUUAAGUAAGCUCGGGUGGAUAGGAGAUAGCAUAAAUCAGCUGUGGUUCCUCUGCACAAUGUAAUACCAUGCAGAAUUAAAAAGGAGUGCGAGGGUUUGCAUCCUUUGCCACGGAAAGGUGCCCCAGACGAGCUUCUCAGAGGUGGGGUCUGUUGUAAAUGCAGAGGAACAGGCAAGCAGAAGACCCAAGGUGACUUCCUUAGGUGGGAGAAAAGGGGAUUUUUUUUAAAACCCCAUCUGUCCUGUCUCCUAUUAGCUGGUAGCCAUGGAGCACUUACAAUGUCCUCAAACUCUCAGAAAGGGCUUGGGGGACAGAGUAAGGGCUGCCUUGGAGAAGUGGAUCUAACAAUAAAGCAU
Molecule: messenger RNA, 1580 nt
Organism: Canis lupus familiaris (dog)
Lineage: Eukaryota; Metazoa; Chordata; Mammalia; Carnivora; Canidae
Product: double homeobox protein 4-like protein 4
Exons: 3
Coding region: 502-1218 (238 amino acids)
Source: RefSeq, a predicted model, not a curated record